Verruconis gallopava is the source of this 3468-nucleotide messenger RNA. RefSeq lists its product as uncharacterized. The coding region runs from base 312 to 2972 and encodes 886 amino acids. The record is from RefSeq and is a predicted model, not a curated record. The transcript is spliced from 2 exons. NCBI's taxonomy places the organism in Eukaryota, Fungi, Ascomycota, Dothideomycetes, Venturiales, Sympoventuriaceae.
GUCCCAUCAAGAUUGAGCCAGCGCUUGCGACAAAUACAUUCUCUCCUUCAUUGACGUAGCUCACGCAUCUGUCUGGGCUCGCCAUAUCGGCUAAUCGGCAGCGCUGCAGCCCUAGCAAGAAGGAUAAAUACUGUCUUGAUGUGCUGAAGCCUGCGUUAGAUUGGACAACGGACGACAUCCUACCCUUGGCUGUUCCAAAUAUCCCGCGUUCUUGUGCGCGUCGAACAUUGUAUCAUCGUCGCUCAUCGCAUCAUCGCACCCACCACAAACUUGCACUGCGCUCCUGGGAGCUCCUCUGUACGCUGACAAAGAUGGCAACGGCCACUGCUGAACCUGCGACGAAUGGGGCCGUGACACCACCAGUUGGGGAUGACACCAGCACGGCUAACUCGGGCACAAAGCGCAAACGAGAGGAUAGCGAGCCAGCACCACUAACCGUUGGCGCUGUUCCGGAUGUUGCGCGUGAGUCGAAGCCGGAAGAAAGCAGCCCCGAGCUGCGGGAGUCAUUGAAGGACAUGCUGAAGGUGUUGAGAAUGCACGAUACCACGCCCUCGAUCUUAACAUGUUCUCUGUUCAAGGACGGAGACGAAAGUACAUCGGAACCGUCAGUCAAACGCGCGAAACUAUCAGAAAUUCCUCGCACAAUCUCUGGUCGGAUAGAAGGCAAUGUUUACAACAGUUUUGACGCUUUGAUCGCAGACGUUGAAGCUGCUAGCGAAAUUCUUCUGGCGCCUCUCAGGGCAAAAGAACUGUCACUCCCACAGACACAGUACGGGCGUCCGUCCGCAUUGACACCUGAUGAGACUCGACUGUGGAUUGGCACAACGUCUUUCCAAAAACUCCUCCGCAACAUAAUACAAGCUGAAAAGGAACGGCACAAGUUGGUCAAGGGCGGAAAAGUAUUGUCGAAGACGGAAGAUAGUGUACAUCUGUCUUCGGAUGCUCGAGUAAAGUCAGAAGAAGAGGAUACGAAUGUGGUUAGCGAAGGAAAGCCCGUGCUAACACUUUUUGCGAAUGCUCCUGUUCCGAAACAACUGUUUUCAAGUUUCCAGCAUGCCACUCCUGGACAGAUCGACGAUGGCAUACCACCACUGCGCGAGUCUGGUCUCCCCGGUUUCAUCAGCACUACGAAUAUCCCUCCAGUGCAGACCGACAACUUGGGCAGGAGGAAAAAGGGAACAACGAUCGGAGAUUUGUUUUCAUCAACAGCUGACAAGUAUAAAUUGCAGCCUCCUAAACCACCAAAAAGCAAGCUAGUAACCACAGGAAACACUGUGGAAUUUGUGCGCGUGGAUGGCCCUACGCGACCUCCUCGUCGCAAUAGUUACAACUAUUUCACGGACAAGUUGGCAGUGGGUCAAUGGCUUGGCUAUGGUGGUUUGGAUAUGCCUCAAGAACCAACGUCGCCACAAGCAAAAAGAAGACAGCGCGAUAGAGCAUUGAGUACCGGUGAGGCGUUUCUACCACCAUCCGAAGGCGAGAAAGAAGCUUUGCGCAAGGCAAGGAAUGAUGCUUUGUUCCGCAAAGUGUACGGAAGCUUUGCCCCGAGCUAUGACGACUCUUCGGCGGUUGUACCGAAGGAUGUUCGCAAUGAGAUCUGGAUUGACAAAGUGGAGGAACGAUUAGCUCAAAGGACACUGGUCAUUGAUCCAGCCUUGCUUGAAGAACCUCCUGAACCGACCCCAGAAGAGAAGAAAAUAGAAAUGGAGGAACUCAAAGAAUUCGUCGAUAACUUUGAUCCUAAGAUUUUGGAGUGGGAUGCGGAGCAAACUAAAUCGGAGAAGGAAAUGGAUGAACUACUUCAGGAAGUUUCCGACCUCCUCGAAACGCUGGCAUCAUUCCAGCGGAUACGGAACACGUCGUUGAGCACGAGCGCUCGCACCACUGUUGGGCAAAACAACCCAGUCACGGAUCUCAUGGGCACACCUACAACGCCAUCAUCCGCUGAGCUGGAGGUAUACAAAACUCUCAAACUUCAGCUGGCUGUGCUUAUCAACCAGCUACCGCCUUAUGUCGUGGCUCGUCUCAAUGGAGAUCGACUCGAGGAAUUGAAUAUCAAGACAUCGAUUCCGAUCGAGACGGAGGAUGCUCGGGGCGUCAUGGCAGAGGAUGAAGCCACCCGUGCUGCGAAGAUGCAGGCUUACGCAGCUGCUGCAGGUUCACAGUCACAGGCGGGACGAACCCCUACUAACAGCUAUGCAAAUUAUCCAGCGACUGCAAACCAAUACAGUCGUACGCCAGUACCACAGCAAUUGCGGCCAAGCGGUUCAAGCAACUACUAUACACCACAGGCGCAGGGUCAAUCGCGGCCAGCUCCCAUCCAGUACAACAGAUCCUCGUCCAGCAUGCCUACGUAUAAUUCAAACUACUCACAGCCCGCGAAUCGAAGCUCGUUCUCGCAGAAUUACAAUCAAAGCACCCCCCGUCCUGGGAGUUAUCAAGCACCAGGAAAUCAACAUUUUCCUCAGAUGCAGAACACUCCAGCAAAUAAGCCGAGCUACAAUCCGGCCCCUUACAGUACACCACAGCCGCAACGUACUGCCUAUCAGCAGACACCGACAACAUCAUUCCAGCAACGUCCUCAAGGGACGGCACCAAUGUACAGCGGCUACAUGCAAACGCAAUCGCCUCACGCUCGAACUAACUCACCGCAAGUCCCGCCUCAAGGGCAGUACAAUCAACCACGUCAAGGAUACUCAACGCCGGCGCCUGCGGCAUCGAAUCCAAGCUACUAUCGCCCGCCCAGUGCAGCUGGUGUCCCCCAACAACAGCCGUUUGCAACAGGUGGUGCUUAUCAAGGUCAACCGAGGAUGCAGCCGACUUCAAACAGUGCGACACUCACUCCAAGUCGCCAAAAUUCAGGAACUCCGCAACCGACGCAAACUGUAUAUAAUCAGACAAAUGGGUCGACACCAGCAGCAGCAGUAGCACAACCACCGGCUAUGUUGAGCCAGCCGUCUUCCACAUCCUAAGUGCGAUGUGGUUGAAGGGGGAGGACAAAGCUCCUUUUUUUAGAUUUUAGGAGUUGAGUUUCUACAAGCAUGAAGGCAUGUACUCUGCCACAUUUUACCGUCCAUUUUUACGCUACCUCUCUUUGUCGCCAAACAGCUUGCAGACACUGUUCGAAACCGUCACCACGGAACAAGAUCGUUUAGUCUUUGUAAUGCUUAAACCAGCAUCAGGGUUAGAUGAGUAACACAUAUGAUCGCGGAGCCAGGUAAAUGGAGACCCGGGAAUUAGGAUGUUUUGAGGAGAGUAACAGGGCCCCACUGGGGGCUAAACUUGGGAUAGGAACUCGUUUAUGGAAAGAGAGGGUGGACGGAGACCAAAGUUGGCGAGGAAGUUGCUGCGUAAUAUUAAGAUGGGCAAGACUGGCUGAAAUGGAAAACGAUUUCCAAUGGCUCUAGAAACCGUGUUAGCAACGGUCAUUUAGAUUUCUCUUUAACGAUUGUGUGUGAUUGAGCAGAA